Fusarium sp. VM40 is the source of this 2811-nucleotide messenger RNA. NCBI's taxonomy places the organism in Eukaryota, Fungi, Ascomycota, Sordariomycetes, Hypocreales, Nectriaceae. The record is from the annotation of a GenBank genome assembly.
AUGGCACCGGUCAAGCUUAAUGUGCUUGUUUAUACAGGCCUCGGCACAACCGUUGAGUCAGUCCGGCAUUGUAUCUGGUCCCUCCGCCGUCUUCUCGGGCCCAACUAUGCCGUCAUCCCCAUCACCGAGACCAUCGUUCUCAAAGAACCUUGGCAGGCAACAUGUGCUCUGCUCGUCUUUCCCGGCGGCGGCGAUCUCGGCUACUGCCAGGCUUUGAAUGGUGAGGGGAACCGCCGCAUCAGCGACUAUGUCCGACGAGGAGGCUCGUAUCUGGGCUUUUGUGCGGGCGGCUACUACGGUUCGCAGAGAUGCGAGUUCGAGGUUGGGAAUAAGCCCAUGGAGGUCAUUGGGAGGAGAGAGCUGGGCUUCUUCCCUGGGACGUGCAGAGGUGGUGCCUUCAAGGGGUUUGAGUAUCGAAGCGAAAAGGGGGCUAGAGCUGUGCGGUUAACGGUGCCCAAGGGCGCAUUUGAGCAGGACGUGGCUUCUGAAAUUAUCUCCUACUACAAUGGAGGUGGUGUCUUUGUCGAUGCUGCUUCAGUCAAGCAGAGAAAGGUUGAGAUUCUGGCUACAUAUGAUGAGGAGACCGAUGUCGAUGGUGGCGAGGGCAAUGCUGCGGUUGUUCUUUGCACAGUUGGCGAUGGGAAGGCUUUACUUACCGGGCCUCAUCCAGAGUUCGCUGCGGCUAACUUGAACCCCCAGCCAAGCCUCCCUGGCUAUGAUGAACUGGUAAGCCAACUGGCUGCCGCAGACAAGGACAGAGCCAGCUUUCUCAAGGGAUGUUUGACUAAGCUUGGCCUGGACGUCAGUCCUGACGAUGCAGGAGUACCAUCACUGUCUCGGCUUCACCUCUCCUCCAUCACCGACACAGGCGUCUCGGAGUUACUAUCUGACUGGAGCGACAUCAUCGACAAGGAGAACGGCGAGGAAUGGAUCCGAGCAGAGACAGAUACCUUUCAUAUCCAGAAUGAAGAUACCAUCUGGAGUCUCGAGGGUCUCCAGCAAUCCUUGGCAGAGACGAGUGUCCCCAAUAUCUCUGCGAAUGGCAGUAUUGACUACAGCAAGAUUGUCAAGAAGAUCGUCCCGCACGAAAAGGGGCUUCCUCAUCCUAAGCUCACGCCGCAUUUCAACCAUGGCUUGUUCUUCUCGAGUUUGAAGCGUUACCGGGAGAUUGAGCCUACCGCUCGGGACUGGGGUAACCUGCUUAUGUACGGUGAAGUGGUGACGAGCACAAACACCAUGCUUGAAAAAAACCCGAAACUGAUGCCAAAACUCCCAAGUGGCUUCACCGUCUCGGCUACUACCCAGGUCGCUGGUCGAGGUCGUGGCUCAAAUGUGUGGAUUGCUCCCCCUGGAAUGCUCAUCUUCUCGACGGUCCUCAAUCAUCCUGCCCACCUCGCCAUGACUCGUCCUAUCGUUUUCCUUCAGUACAUCGCAGCCAUUGCUAUAGUUGAGGCCGUCCAAUCUUAUGAUCGCGGAUAUGAAAAUAUCCCUAUCAAACUAAAGUGGCCCAACGACAUCUAUGCUCUUGAUCCUACAAAGUCACAGGAGAAACCGCACUAUUCCAAAGUUGGUGGUAUCCUCUCCCAGUGCCUCUACUUCGACGGAAACUACCAAAUCAUCCUAGGCAUAGGCCUCAACACCACCAACUCCCGUCCCACAAUGUCCAUCUCCGACCUCGUACCCGCUGGCGCACCAGAGCUCCAUCUCGAGACCCUCCUCGCGCGCGUGCUCACACGCAUAGAAGCCAUCUACGCCCAGUUCCUCCGCGAAGGAUUCUCCAGCGGUCUCGAAGCACGGUACUACAGCCACUGGCUGCACACAAAGCAGGAAGUCACUCUUGAGGCGGAAGGCGGCGUCAAGGCUCGCGUGGUGGGUAUUACGCGGGACUGGGGAAUGUUGAAGGUCGAGGAGAUAAAUGCUAGUGGGAGGGGGACAGGAAGGAUCUGGACGUUGCAGAGUGAUGAGAAUAGCUUUGAUUAUUGGAAGGGUUUGUUGAAAGCAAACGAGACUCGGCCUCAAUCUACUCGUCCAGCCAUGGAGAGUCGCCAGUCCCAGGAUACCGAUAGGUCCGAGACGUUAUCUCAACCUCAGAAAGAGAAUCGUGUCGACAAAACUUCGAGCAAAUCCAUAUUCACUACUAUCACCCUUUUCAACCUACCGCACAGAACUCAGGUUCCAUCUUUUCCUACAUUAGACGAGAUUUCCACUAACAGAAUCAUUACACUCUGGUCAGAGACACCAACUACACACAGUGUAGUAAGGGCAUGGUAUACACGCAUUCAAACCGUGUUUUUCACUGAGAUUGAUGGCGAGAUACAAACUCUUGACGGCGAUCUUUUGGAGACAUCUACAGUCAGCGAGACCAGUGUGGUUGACGAAACUACUACUGCCAGCGAGACUACAGAAACAUCGACUAUAAUCAGUGAGCCUCUGUUGUCCAGUACACUUCUGUCGACGUCCAGUGAGGUUUUGGUACCCAGCAGUACUUGGUCUACAUCUUACACAACAACUUCAAGUUCAGAGACCUGGUCAACUUUAACCCUCACCGUUGUCCCAAGUGAUCCCUCUACCUCGGAUAGCAAUGGUAUCUCACCUGCCGAGGGGGUCGGCAUCUCGGUUGGUGCCGUAUGUGGGUUUUUACUUAUUAUAGGGGGUAUCCUUCUCGUAGUAUUUCGUUGCCGACUUAGCGAUGAGCCACCUCGUUCUAGGGACAAUCAGAACAACAUCAACAUUAAGCUUGAUAACGCACCGUUUGAUCGUACGGCCGCAGAACCUCAGGGUGUCAUGCAAAAUGAAUGGAAGGCAUCGUGA